This is a messenger RNA of Lodderomyces jiufengensis, 2808 nucleotides long. RefSeq lists its product as uncharacterized. Gene Ontology annotation, molecular function: nuclease activity; DNA binding. Lineage: Eukaryota; Fungi; Ascomycota; Pichiomycetes; Serinales; Debaryomycetaceae. The record is from RefSeq and is a predicted model, not a curated record. Bases 1 to 2808 code for a protein of 935 amino acids. The transcript has a single exon.
AUGAGGAAAAAAAUCCCACUAUCAGAAAUUGAAAAUUCAUCUACUACGUCUACACCGACUAAUGACAGAAUUUUUAUAAAUAAACCUCCAACAAACUCACAGAUUAAAACUCAAAGAGCAGCCCACGUGAAUAAUGAUUCUCGCAUACUACCUCAGCAAUCAAACUCUUUUCCAGUGGCUGUCCAAUCGUCAUCUUUACAAUCAGGUAAUCAAAUUUAUAAUCGUUCAUCACCAAUCACAAAUUUAAACGGAUCAACUAAUUCGUCUCAUCAAUUUAAUAAUAAUUUCCAACCAACUACGGGAACUUUCAUACCGCAGCAACCACCACCACAAAAUCAUUUCAUUUCAUCAUCACCCAAUAAUCUUCCACGUCAAAAUCCAUAUCGACAAAAUAUACCACCACACUAUAAUCCAAACUUUAAUACUUUCAAUCAAACCCCUCCUCAUAUACCAGUUCAGAAUCGAACAGACACAAGCACACAGCGAGUAACUGUCUUCAACAACUAUUCAUCUCCAUCUACAGCUAACUUGUCCCAAAAUAAUAGUCAAACAGUGACAACUAUAAAUUUAGCAAAUGGUCAAAAUCAAAAUAUUAGUAUAAAUAUCGUCAGCAAUAGCUCACCCAAUAUUAAUAUUCGAAGUUCAUCAAGUCAACAAUUAUUUGUCAAUGACAGUUCACCUUCUUUUCCUCAAAUGGGAACUUUUAGAUCAUCUCCAUCAAAUACGAAUAGAUAUCCAAGAUCUAACCAAGAUUUGUCGAAUGGACAAAGAGUUUAUAAUAAUUCUACUAUAAUGAGUAGUAGUCCACUUUCGAAUUCCGUUGUCAAUAGACCUAUACAAAAUAGAGCUCAAAUUACCAAUGCUCCAAAUAGGAGAACGAAUACUGCACCUGCAACCAAUAUGGCUCAUAUUGAUCAAUCAACAGCCCUUCAGCACCGACUUCAACACCUACCUCAACUUCUACCUCAACACCUACCUCAACAACCAACUCAACAACCAACUCAACUACCAACUCAACAACCAACUCAACAACCAACUCAACAACCAUCAAAACUAAGUAUACCUAUAGAAAAUCCAACUAAUGCAUUAAUUAGAUCAGCCUCAGAGAAAACUAAUGAAUUAUUGACUACUUCAAGACCUUCAACCACGUCAACUAAUCCCGUUGUUAUUGAAUUAUCUGACGACGAAGAAGAAGAAAAAAUGAAAGAUCUUGAGCUCGAGUAUAAAAGAAGAUUGAACAGUAUAAAGAAAGGUGGCAGAGAUCAAGCGAUACCAACUGCUACUGGAUUACUGCAAGAUAUUUCAGUCAUAGUUUUAGAUAGUGAUGACGAAGAAGAACAAUCACCAACAGUCAAGAAUUCACAAAAAUCGAGAAUACUACCUAUUUCUUCACCAAUACAGCCACAAAUACCUAAGAAAUUUGAUUCAGAUCCAAUAUCGAAUUCGUCAUUUUCUUUUCUGAAGCCAGUCGAAAAUGAACCACACGAAAGUUCGCAAAAAUUAAAAGAACUACCUAAAUUGCCAGAAUUUGUAAAUUGGUUAAGCUCUGACGAUGAAGAUGAUACAGCACCAAAAAAAUCAACCGUUCCAGCAAGACCAACAAUCAACAAAAACUUACUAACCGCCAAUCAGCCAUCUGUUCAAACCUCAAAACCCAAAAAAAAUGAUUUACAACCAGUCAGAAGAGCAAAUUCAACAAUAAGUGAAUCAAUUCCACGACCAACAACCACUAUCAAUUUACAACCAGUGAAGAGAGCGAAUACUACUCAAGCUAGUGAGACUACUUCUUCUCAACCUAAAAAAGCUAAAAGAAGUAAAACUGAUUAUUUGAUUGCAGAGUUACCUAAGAUUGAUAAUCAUGAAUUUACAUCAAAAGAUUUACAAGAAGCUAAUAGAGUUACCAGAAAGAAAGAAGAACUUCAUAGUGAAAUGGAACUUUGGUUUAAUGCUGCAUUCAGAGAGUUAUUUAAAGAUCAUAUGGAAGAGUUCAAACUGACAACAAAUGAAUCCAAAUUUGAAUUACCAAUUAUAUAUUGGAAAAGAAAUGUUAAAGCUGAAUAUAUUAAAGAGAAGGAUUAUUUCAUUCCAUGUACACCGAAAAAGGUUGUUCAAAAAACUUUUGUCAUUUAUUAUACUGCUGACGAAUUUAUCGGUAAACUAGUAGAUAAAUCUUUAAAAGAAGAUGUUAACAAAGCUGAAAGAUUGAUGUAUGAAGAAGCAACGAAUAAGUACCAUAUAAUUGUAAUGGUUGAAUGUUAUGAUCAAUUAAUAAACAAAAUUAAAGCGUUCAAGCAAAGACAAUUUAGAUCUCAAGUAUUACUGGGCAUGAAUGCUGAUGAACAAAACAAAAGAAGAAAAGCAGAUGAUCAAUUAUCUCAAUGUCCAGAACCUAGCGAAAUUGAAAAAAUGGUUAAUAGAAUUCAACUAGAUUUAAAGAUAAAUAUCUUUACAACAAGAUCACGUCAAGAAUCUUUAAUGUGGUUGAACUCAUUCACAUAUACCAUUGCAUCUUCAUUAUAUGAUAAAUAUGAAAGAAAUGAAAAACUAGCUAACUUAGGGAUCGUUAAAUCAGGAAGUGAUACAAAAGCUACAUUUAUACAAUCAAUACAACAAUUCACAAGAAUGACGCAACAAAAAGCUGAAAUCUUGUAUUUUUCUCAUAAAUCAAUGCAUCAAGUAUAUACAAAACUAAGAACUGAUGGUAGUAUAGGUAAAGAUCUUGCUGGUAGGAAUAUUGUACCCCCAACUGUUGAUAAUGCAAUGCUUAAUUUUUUUACAUCAGAUGACCCAAAUAAAGCAAUAAAUUAG